AUGCCUCAACAACAGAUUCCUGAUGACUGUGCAGUUGGGUCUUCCCAGAACCUACUCCCAAAAGAUUUCAUACAGGAGGAGCAGCAGCAAGGGAAUGAAGAAAAAAAUGUUGAUGUAAAUGAAAGUGGAGUUGGAUCUUCUUCUCAGAACAUACUCCCAUCACAUAUGGUGGCCAAUUUAGUAAAAUACAUCAAAAGUGCAAUUGGAAGCCAAAAAUCUCCAGUUGCCUCUGUGAGUGACACUUUUCUCCAUUUGUCGCAGUCAUAUAAUAUAAACAACGAUGUCGCUGUUGAUAACUGGAAAGCUAUGUUUGAUUCAAUACGGAAUGCUGAAAAAGCAAACGAAACAAUUGAAGACUUGAAUGAAUUUCCAACUUUCAGAUUGGAAGAUUUCUUUGAUAAAGCUGUAGAACAAAGAAACAAAGAUAACUUACCUACCUCAACAGUUGGUGAUCCUGAAGAGGUCAGACCGUCUGUUGAAGAAGACGAACAAAGAAAGGAGAACAUGAUUUGUGAUGACCAUAACGAAUCAAACUCUCCUAUCUUGACAGCCAUACUAGGAUCUCCACGGACAGCAUCCCCAUCUCUCCCACAACAAGAAGUCAAUGCUUCAGAGCAUGACAACACACUCGCAUCACUAAUAGGAUCUGAGAACAGGGGAAGUGAGUUGACCUCACCAGUUGGUGAUCCUGAAGAGGCCAGACCAUCUGUUGAAGAAGACAAACAAAGAAAGGAGAACAUGAUUUGUGAUGACCAUAACGAAUCAAACUCUCCUAUCUUGACAGCCAUACUAGGAUCUCCACGGACAUCAUCCCCAUCUCUCCAACAACAAGAAGUCAAUGUUUCAGAGCAUGACAACACACUGGCAUCACUAAUAGGAUCUGAGAACAGGGGAAGUGAGUUGGAAAUUCAAGAAGAUGUUGAAGCUGAUAGAGAGUUAAGAACACAAGAUGCCUUGCACAUAUUAUCAAAAGUAUGUGAUGACUAUGAAAUCAGAAACAAUGAAGAAGCAAUCAAGGCCACAAACAUCAUUGUUGAUAUCAUAAAUGAACAGGAAGAUAGGGAGGAUGCAGCUGCAUGCUCAAUUGUUGAAUAUAUGAUGCAAGAGGGUCUUGAAACAAUGGAUGACACACCUCCUGAAUGGAACGUGCAAAAACAAGGAUAUAAAUGGAUAGAGAAGAUGCAUGAGGAAAAAGAAAAAACUCCUGAAAACACAGAGAGAAGAAUGACUGUCUACCAGAACCCUGUUCCUAUCUCUGAGAUUCCACUGGCUGAAGCUAGAGAGAGACGGACUCAUGCUGAAAUGCGCCCCAGCCCAGUGCUACGAUCACCAUUUGAAAUACGAGCUGUGCAUAUGAAACCAACCCUGAACCUGGAUGAAAGAGAUAUCUACUACUACAUAGUAGAAACUGAAGGAACAAAUGAUGAUACAUGUGCUUACACUAAUGGCUUUGUUUGGGCAAGCAAAGGAGUGUUUUCAUCUCUGAAACCCCAUACAGAAAUCAGUAUAGGUGUAAUUGAUGUAUGGGCAACAUACCUGAACUUCAGAGAAAAUGAAAGGGCAGAAACGUCACCUCCACGGCAGUUUCUAACAACAUCCCCAUGUUAUUUGAAUAUAACAAAUCGGGAGCCUCAUUGGAAUCCAUUACAAUCCAAGAACAACUUUAUAUCACGAAUUGAUCAAGAGACUAGUAGAAUACAAGAUUUUGAUUGGAGAAAAAUUGAUUUGGUCUUCUUCCCAGUUUUUACAAGUGGCUAUUACUACCUUGUUGUAUUUUGGAUGAAGAUCAACAAAAUUGAGAUAAUAGAUAGUGUCAAACCACCAAAAGGCAAGGAUCCAUUGGAAAACUAUAGCAUUGAAGUUGGAAUACUGAAAGAUAUGUUUUAGGCAUACUUCAAAGAGAAGAACAUAUCAGGGCUAUCAGAAAAUAUAAAGAAGUCUCCAUACAAAGUUGUUCCUUUAGAUUGGGCCACAAGCACCAAUAAAGAAGACAGUGGUAUAUAUUUGAUGAGACACAUGGAAACUUACUUUGGCAGAAAGGGAAGGGAAUGGAAUAUUGGCUUUUCUCCACGUGGCACAAAGAUUUUACAGAUACUCAGAGGAAGAUAUUGUGAAGCGAUGCUUACAUCAAGGAGCAACAAGAAGUGUAUGGAUAUGGUACGUGUCGCUGACGACUGGAUGACAGCAAACAAGCACAGAUUGCCUGAGUUACAGAAAAAGUUCAAGGAAUGGUUUAGCUGUAGAAGCAAGAAGUAAACAACUGUUUUAUUCUGAUUUUGAACAAAAAGUGGUUUGGAUAUUUGAUCUUAUUAUGUUUUUUAGAUGGAUAUGUUAAACAAUUAUCUCAAACUGAUUUUUAAA
Molecule: messenger RNA, 2361 nt
Organism: Salvia splendens (bonfire salvia)
Lineage: Eukaryota; Viridiplantae; Streptophyta; Magnoliopsida; Lamiales; Lamiaceae
Exons: 9
Coding region: 1-1887 (628 amino acids)
Source: RefSeq, a predicted model, not a curated record